AAUUACAUAAAAAGUAGAAAGCAAGUUGAUCAAUGGAGAUGGGGCGUUUAUGUUGGUGCAUUAUUAUUUUGGUCUGGGUUCAAGCAUCUAUGAUCACUGGGUGCUUUGGUUGUUUGGAGGAAGAGCAAAAUGCUCUUUUCCUACUCAAAGCCUCCAUCAAGUACCAAUCGUUUUUAGCAUCUUCGAACUUAAUCAACAAAGAGAGUACUACUGAUUGCUGCAAUCGGGAUAGUACUGUCCAGUGCAGCAACAUUACAGGCCGUGUAACCCAUAUUGAUCUCUAUGGGUAUGUCUAUGGGUACUCGAGGGAUUCGUGGAGUGGAUCAAAAUAUUGUUACUUGAAUACCUCUUUGUUGCUUCCCUUUCAAGAGCUCAAGUCUCUGGAUUUGGGUUACAAUAAUAAAUUUAGGGUAUCGAAAGAAGGUUUGGAAAGAUUGUCUGGGUUGAGCAAGCUAGAGGAGCUUUACCUGCGUUCUAUUCCCUUAAAUGAUAACCUCUUGCCAUCCCUUACCAAGAUUGCUACGCUCAAGAUAUUAUCUUUGUUUGCAAUCCAGGAAUGGGAUUAUGAAGCUAAUAAUAUCCAAGAGCUAGGAAAGCUAAAGAACCUACAAGAGUUGUAUUUGGAUUUUUCAUCCAUUGACAAAAGCUUUCUUCACAAAGUUGGAGUGAUGACUUCUCUUAAUGUAUUAAGCAUGACAAGGUGUGGACUCAAUGGCAGCUUACCCAACCAAGGUAGAAACUUGUUUUUUUCCAAUGUAUUGUUGAUCAUAAUUAAUACUCAUUACAUAAUUAAAAAUCUGCUUAUUUUACAAGUUGGUGUGAACUCAAGAAUAUACAAGAGUUAG
Carya illinoinensis is the source of this 845-nucleotide messenger RNA. Its product is annotated as receptor-like protein 56. The record is from RefSeq and is a predicted model, not a curated record. The transcript has 3 exons. Lineage: Eukaryota; Viridiplantae; Streptophyta; Magnoliopsida; Fagales; Juglandaceae. Bases 33 to 845 code for a protein of 270 amino acids.